Messenger RNA from Phaedon cochleariae (mustard beetle), 939 nucleotides. The record is from the annotation of a GenBank genome assembly. NCBI's taxonomy places the organism in Eukaryota, Metazoa, Arthropoda, Insecta, Coleoptera, Chrysomelidae.
AUGGCAAAUAUCGAAAAAUAUUCUAAUCAUUUUCUUGGGCAAGGGUCUGCCGGACGUCAUCCAACACGGCAGGUCGGCAGGCAUGCCGCUCUACGUCCGCUGUCCCAUCUGCCAGAAGGAGUUCAAGCAGAAGUCCACGCUGCUGCAGCACGGCUGCAUCCACAUCGAGUCCAGGCCGUACCCUUGCCCCGAGUGCGGCAAACGGUUCCGGCAGCAGAGCCAUCUGACGCAGCACCUGAGGAUACACACCAACGAGAAGCCGUACGGUUGCGUGUACUGCGGCAGGAACUUCAGGCAGCGGACUAUCCUCAACCAGCACCUGAGGAUACACACCGGCGAGAAGCCUUACAAGUGCGGGCAAUGCGGGAAAGACUUCCGGCAAAAGGCGAUCCUCGACCAGCACACCAGGACCCAUCAGGGAGACAGGCCGUUCUGCUGCCCCAUGCCCAACUGCAGAAGAAGAUUCGCCACCGAGCCCGAGGUCAAGAAGCACAUCGACAACCACAUGAACCCACACGCAGCAAAAACCCGAAGAGACUCGACCGGUUCCGAUGGGAAGUUACCGAGCAACGGCAUGCUGCCAAGAGGAUUGACCCCCACUACUAUGGUGAAGCCCGAGUUGUACUUCCCGCAGUGCUACGCGCCCAGUUUUAACCCGCCCACUAGCGUGGGGCAGUUUCAGCCGCCCACGCCGGAUUUCAAGCCGCCCAAUGCUCUGCCGGCCCAGUGACUAACGGCCAGCUGGCAACUAGGUCCUUGCAUCGGGUGACCCUUUGCCGGCGUUAUGACUCAGCCUAAUCUGGUUGUUUUGUAAACUGGUUUCCUUCGAUUGAGUUGUAUUUGUUGUUGGUGAUUUUUUUUCCUAUGAGAUAUCUCAAAGAUAUUUUCUGCUGAGUGAUUAUCACAUGGUGCUGUAAGAUCCAAGAUGUUUGGUUGUCG